Molecule: messenger RNA, 1548 nt
Organism: Mercurialis annua (annual mercury)
Lineage: Eukaryota; Viridiplantae; Streptophyta; Magnoliopsida; Malpighiales; Euphorbiaceae
Product: F-box/FBD/LRR-repeat protein At5g56420-like
Exons: 3
Coding region: 140-1261 (373 amino acids)
Molecular function (GO): protein binding
Source: RefSeq, a predicted model, not a curated record
GUAAAAAAAAAAAAAUGGGUUAUUAACAUAAACUUUUCAGAUUUUGAGUGAUUUGGUGUAAUUAUCUCAUCAAUAAAACCUAAAAAAAACAGAAAAAAAUCAAAAAAGAGGCGUAAUCUGUUCAGAAUCAGGGAAGAAAAUGUUACUAAACCAGAGAAAAAGAAAGAGAACGACAAUGAAGGAAAUUAACGAAACGAAAGAAGACAGAAUCAGUCAAUUACCGGACUGUCUUCUCCAUCACAUCUUCUCCUUCUCCGACACAGCUCACGUUGUUAAAACUUGUAUUUUGUCGAAAAGAUGGAGGUACUUAUGGACUUCUUCUCCCAAUCUUAAUUUCAAUUCCACCACCUUUUCUAGGGUUACUACCUCCGAAGAAAAAUCUUUCUUUAACUUUGUUAAUCAAGUUCUUCUUCGUCGAAAUUAUACACCCAUCAACAAUUUUUUCUAUAACUCCCUUAAUUUUGUUGAAGCUGGUGCUGUUGAAUCAUGGAUAUACUAUGCAGUUAAGCAUCAAGUUCAACAUCUUAUAAUAGAAGCUUAUUGUCCUAAUUUGCCCCCUCGGUUUCCUCAUUGCUUUUUUGGCUGUACAUCAUUAACAACUCUCAAACUCGUUACCUGUGAUUAUGAAAGCAUGACAUUGCCUAGAACUUUAGACUUACCCUCUUUGAAAAAUUUGCACCUUGUUAGAUUUAAAGAUUUUGAUGGGAGUAUCUUUUCGAGUUGUCCGAAUCUCGAGACCCUAAAACUUGAAAAGCUAUGGAUGGAUCGUAUUCGGAAGUUCAGUGUUUGUGCUCAAAAUCUAAAAAGCUUGGAUAUUUUAAGUAUGGCUGAACUAAUGUUUUAUCCCAACUGUGAAUUUAUUAUUAUGGCUCCAAAGCUUGUGGAUAUCAAGUUUGUUGGCCAUCCUCCUUUACUCUACUCUACUAAGAAUAUUUGUUCUCUCGACCAAAUUGAUGUCGAUUUGCCAAGCCAUGAAUUACUGGAUCGCCUCUAUCGUACGGAUGAGCAAAAGCAAAAGUUUGCUCUCGAUGUGCUCCAAAUGCUUAAUGCAUUUCAUAUUGCAAAAACCAUCACAUUGUCCGCGAAUGUCAUUCAGGUUCUAUCCUACAUUCGUUGUUCUCUGAAUGAGCACCCUUUGCCGUUUCCAAAUCUAAAGUUUCUGAAGUUGAAGAGUAGUGAGUCAUCCAAGAAUGUCAAGAUACCGACCUUUAUCUUAAAUUACUUUCUUAAGAGCUCUCCAUUGCUGGAAAUAUGUUGGUAAAGAUUACAAAGUAGGCUCAUAUUGUGUAAGUCCAAGAAGGUCAGCAGCAUGUGUCUGUAUCUGGACUUAUUUUCGCAAGAGCUGUUCUUCGUUUUUGAAUGCACAGGCAACUACAAGUUAAUUACAGUGCAAACAACAGCAGCAUUGUUACAUGUUAGAUUGGUGAGAUUUGGAAGAAAGAGAACAUUUUGAUGUUAGCUUUGGUUUUUAGUUGAGUUUGGUUAUACACUUCCUAAAAAAAGUUUGUUUCUAUUUUUUUGAUAAAAUAGUCAAUUGGAUGAGUUAAA